This is a messenger RNA of Phacochoerus africanus (Common warthog), 2579 nucleotides long. RefSeq names its product interleukin 25 (gene IL25). The record is from RefSeq and is a predicted model, not a curated record. Bases 1429 to 1938 code for a protein of 169 amino acids. Gene Ontology annotation, cellular component: extracellular region. Gene Ontology annotation, molecular function: cytokine activity. NCBI's taxonomy places the organism in Eukaryota, Metazoa, Chordata, Mammalia, Artiodactyla, Suidae. The transcript is spliced from 4 exons.
GGAUCGAACCUGCAUCCUCAUGGAUACUAGUCAGAUUCCUUUCCUCUGCGCUGCAACAGGAACCCUGAGAGAGGAAUUUUUAAAUUUACAGAUGCAUCUGAAGAGAGAGCUCCCCCAUUCCAGCUCCAGCCUGAUGCAGCUUCUUCCAGACCCCAGCCCUGCGGGGUCUGGCUGCCUGGAAUUUAGCAGCUGGGGAAUGACUUGGCAUGACCACUGCCCAGGGGGCUGCCAAGGCACAAGAUGGAGGUGGGGCUCAAGAUGGAGGUGGGCAGGAAACCCAGUUCCCAAAGAUGACCGCUCUGACUGGCACAAGGGGAAAAUAGAUGGAAGCCAGAAAAGACUAAGCAGGAAGGAAGUGCUGGCAAAACGGUGGUUUGAAAUGUGGGCAUUGAGGCCCAGUGCCUGCGGCUAGGUGGCUGGGGAGCGGAGUGCAAACCUGCAGGAAAACAAGUCUGUGCUCCUGGAGUGCUCAGGCAGGGAGUGGAGCCAGUUAGACUCAGGAGUGAAUCCUGCUUUGUCAGCUGGGUGACCUUGGUCAAGAUCUGCAACAUCUCUGUUGCUCAGUUCCUCAUCUGGACAGCGACUUUGAUGGGAACAGUCACCUACAGCUUCUUCCACCAGACCCUGUACAACAAAGCAACAGACUGAUGGGGUCCGGGCCUUCCUGGCAAGCUGUGGGCUUAGGUCUGUAUCGCUAGCCCAGAGGAAGUGUGGGAAAGUAGGGGUGGGGAUGGGAAUGGGGUGACCCCCAAGGAGCUCGAGGGGGAAGUUAGGGAGCGGGUGAUGGACAAUGGCUCUAAGUCCUAGAUGAUCGUGGUCAAAGAAGUCAGGGUCAUCAAAGAUGAGGAAGGGUCAGAGAACAGAAAGGAUCAGAGAACAAGGGGUUAGAGGGGAAAUGUCCACUAAGAUGGGUGAUCAGGAGGAUAAAUAAGAAGAAAGAGAAGAGAAAAGACUCUGGGUGGAAGCAGCAGGGAUCAUAGAAACGAUGCCUCUUGGUGAGAGACCGGAUGAUGUUCCCUAAUUCUGGGUACCAAAGGAACCAGGGAAAUGCCCAUAAUGCCAGUUCUCAAAGGCACAAAAUAGUAGGAUGCUGUUGCAUUGACCCCACGCCCGGAAAGAUGCAAAGAACAAAGUUUACCCAAUAGGCUACGGGACUUACAAUGAUGUUAAUCACAACUUCCAGGAGUCUAGCAUUUAAAGUAGCUUUUGGAAACACUUUCAAGUUUGUCGAUUUUUUUGGGGGGGGGGGUUGUUUUGUUUUUUAAUCUCAGGUCACACCCUCCAAAAGGUAGUGGAAAUAAAUUUGAAUAAACAAAACAGGUUUGCUGAAAAUAAAACCAGGACUCCUAAACUGCUCCAGUCAACCUGCUUCUACAGGGUCCUGCUGUCAGGCAGCACAGCAGCAAGGCUGGGCCAGCAGCAGCCAGCAUGUACCAGGCAGUUGCGUUCUUGGCAAUGGUCAUGGGAACCCACACCUUCCAUUUGCGGUCCCAGAAGGGCUGUCCCCACUGGCCCAACUGCUGCCCCAGCAAAGGACAGAACCCCAUAGAAGAGUGGCUGAAGCAGAAUGCUGUGCUCAUGCCUCCUCUGGAGAUGGCUAGCCCCACUCCCCACCCAGAAUCCUGCAAGGCAAGUGAAGACGGACCCCUCAACAGCAGAUCCAUUGCCCCUUGGAGAUACGAGUUGGACAGAGACUUGAACCGGCUGCCGCAGGACCUGUACCAUGCUCGUUGCCUGUGUCCACACUGUGUCAGCCUCCAGACGGGUUCCCACAUGGAUCCCCUGGGUAACUCAGAGCUGCUGUACCACAACCAGACCGUCUUCUACCGGCGGCCGUGCCCUGGACAGCAGGGCGCCCACGAUAACUACUGCCUGGAGCCCAGGCUCUACCAAGUCUCCCUGGCUUGCGUGUGUGUGCGGCCCCGUGUGAUGGCCUAAUGGAGCCACCCAUGGCUGGGCUCUGGUCGAACGCUGGAGCUGGGUGUACAACCACCUGCCACUGUGAGCUAGGAUGCCGGAGCAUUCAACCCCUCCAAAGCACAACCAAAGUCUCAGGAUCUUGGGAAAGGACUUUUGGGGGGACCGCACUUUGCACUUUUUGAAGUGGAUGGGAAAUGCAAAGUGAGUCCAGGGGAAUAGUGGCUGCUUAUGGCCCCUGGAGGCUGGUGUCCUGGCAUUUCCUCCUGGGAAAGGUCUUCAAAGCUCUGCCUGUUUCCAUCUCUUCUUUCCUCCCAUCCCCAGCUGCCCUGGUACAGCACAGGCACUUUCUGAUAUUUUCCCCUUCGCCAUGGAGAACCCUUCAUUUCGUUCAUUCGUUUGCUCAUUCAUUCAUUCAUUCAUUCAUGAAACACUCGGUAAGCACCUACUUUGGAUGCUCUAUUUUAUACAUCCUGGUGUAGUUACUUUUGACAUGGGUGCCUCUGAGGAAGAGACUGUUCCUGAGCAUGAGGAGAAUUAUCCAAAUAAAUCAUCUGUAUUUAAAAGUGGCCUAAUUUGUUGUUGGCAUCCCUCGUGCCUGAGCAUCUUGUGGUCCCCAGCCUGGUCCCUUCUCCUCCCCACUGGCAGCCCUCACCUACUGC